Messenger RNA from Bactrocera latifrons, 2033 nucleotides. RefSeq names its product cystinosin homolog (gene Ctns). NCBI's taxonomy places the organism in Eukaryota, Metazoa, Arthropoda, Insecta, Diptera, Tephritidae. Gene Ontology annotation, biological process: L-cystine transport. The coding region runs from base 400 to 1620 and encodes 406 amino acids. The transcript is spliced from 10 exons. The record is from RefSeq and is a predicted model, not a curated record. Gene Ontology annotation, cellular component: lysosomal membrane. Gene Ontology annotation, molecular function: L-cystine transmembrane transporter activity.
UAUUGCCCGAUUUAAAGUUUUCAACGCUCAUGAGUUUGCAUUUCAGUGUUUGAAUAAGAGGCGGUCUCCUCUUGUUACAGACUGAAUGCGCCGUUAUUAGUCGCGAUAUAAACGUCGAAGUGAUCGGACUCAUAUUUACUCAGUGACUUGCGUUUCAAACACCAUAUCGGCAUCGACACACGUGUGACGAUAAAUCAUUUUUCGCUAAGUUGCAAAAUUUAUUUAAGCGUUAUUCUCUACUGAGGGCUUAUAGAACUGAACAACUCUACGCUAAUAAAUAUUAAAGUAAAAAGUUAAAACUCGAUUUUUGAAUAUUUGAAUAAUUAAACAUUUCGGCUUUACCUUAUUAGCACAAUUCAAACAAUAGUCGCAAGUGAUUCAGAAAAUUCGUGUAAUAAAAUGAAGAAAUCUACUGGUAUCUACAGUAUACCUCGGUAUACGAAUUCAUUAAUAUUUGUGAUAUCAAUAAUAGUAGCUUUAUUCACACAAACAGCCGCAGAUGAACGAUUCACACAAAGCUCUAACCGAAGCGGGUUAACAGUAUCCACACAUGAUCUCACAAUUAUAGUAAAAAACACAAAAACAUUUGACGUUCUACUCAGGGAUCCAUUGGAACAAGACGUUUUUGUCCAAUUGGUAAAACAGCAUGAGACUUUAGUAGAAUUGGAUCCUAACUACUUCACAAUCAGUGCAUCGAAUCCACAAAAUAGAACAAUUAGCGUUCGAGGACUCCAACUUGGACACCUAGAAGUUACAGCGACGAGCGUACCGGACGAGUCCUGGAUUGUUGACGAUUUAUUUGUACGCAUUACUGUUGCAAAGUCGGAGCCGAUUAUUUACACAUCAAUCGUAUUCGGUUGGAUUUAUUUUGUGGCCUGGUCCAUUUCGUUCUACCCGCAGAUUUUCAUUAAUUUGAGACGAAAAUCUGUAGUUGGAUUAAAUUUUGAUUUUCUAGCGCUCAACAUUGUUGGAUUUACACUAUAUAGUGUUUUCAAUUGUGGCCUCUAUUGGGUACCCAGCAUACAGGAGGAAUAUGCCAGUCGACAUCCACGUGGUAUGAAUCCAGUUUUAUUGAAUGAUGUAGUAUUUGGUUUACAUGCGAUGUUUGCCACAGCCAUUACAAUUAUCCAGUGCUUUUUAUUUGAGCGCGCCGAACAAAGAGUCUCCAAAAUCGCGUCUGGUAUAUUAACCGCAAUCGCGAUAAUUGUUUUGGUUACAUUGAUUCUAGCCAUUACUGGUGUUGUGCAGUGGCUGGAUUUUCUAUACUACUGCAGUUACAUUAAAUUGGCAAUGAUCAUCAAAUAUGUGCCCCAGGCACUGAUGAACUAUCGCCGCAAGAGCACUACUGGCUGGAGUAUUGGUAAUAUUCUGUUGGAUUUCACUGGUGGUUUGCUCAGCAUGUUGCAGAUGAUCUUGAACGCGUACAAUUACAACGAUUGGGUGUCAAUUUUCGGUUCAGUGACGAAAUUCGGCAUGGGUCUAUUCUCCGUGCUCUUCGAUGUGUUGUUUAUUCUUCAACACUAUGUGUUUUACAGGCACUCCCAGCAGCUUUCCAUCUCUACGACUACUAACGCCACAGAAGUGGUUACUGACAAAGCUGACGAGCAGCCGCACUAUUAGUUUUACUUUUUAUGUUUUAUUAUUAUUGUUUUAGUUUUUGUUUUUAAUAUUUAUUUUGUUAAGGCUUGUUAAGCACUCAUGUAUAAAUGUGUAUACUCGCACACUUUUCUUGUACUUAAGAUUUAUAUAUGUAUGUAUGUGUGUACAAAUAAAAGUACACAAUUGAGUACUUUUAAGGACAUCCCGAAUUGUAAAUACACUUUUAUUUCAAACUUUCAAUUGAAAAUUAUUUUAUUACUUUUCAAGAAAUUCUGAGAGUUAACUUACUAGAAAUUCUAAACGAAAUCUAUAAAAAAAAUUCGUUUCCGGAAUUGGCUAGGUAUAAAUAAGAGUGGAACAACAAACCAAAGUACUCAUACUUUUAAUUUUGAACACCCGUUUUAAUAAAAUACUUAAUUCUUUGUUUAAAAGUA